UCGAGUUAUUCUUUGAACCACAUAAAUAGAAAGCUGGUGCUGGAAUCUAAAGUGUCUAUCAACACUAGAAUUGUGGUGGUUGGUGCAUCUGAUGUCGGAAUCUCUUUUCUGGAAACACUGAUUUUUUGGCCACGUCUGAAGUUCAACAACCUGACCUUGGUUUCCAUUCAUGGCCUUCCAGGAAAAGACCCACCAGGCUCCAAGCAUAGAAGAUUUUUAAUUAACAGCCACUGUUUUAAUGAUGAAGAUUAUGCACAGAUGUCACUUUGUUCCUGGGUUAACGUUGUGGUUGGUAAAAUGACUGGCAUAAAUCGCGCUGCCAAAUACGUGGUUGUUUCCAAGGAGAAGAAAAUACCGUAUGACUACCUGGUUCUCUGCACGGGACAGAAGUACCAGGCCCUGGCUCCCACUGGAGCGGAUAUCAGUAAGCUGCCGACUAAUAGAGAAGUCAUGAAUAAGUGGCCACAGAGAUACACAGGGAGAAUCCCUUCCAAUCACUUCACUCUCAACAAUGACCAGGACUGCUUGCAGGCAACACAGUGGCUGAAGGAAAACUUUGUCCACUCCAAAGGGAACGUCAUUGUCUAUGGGAAUACAAUUGACAUUUACACCACGGUAGAAACCCUCUUAUCUCUUGGAAUCGAUGGUUCUCGCAUCCAUCUCGUACAGCCUCCGCUCAGCUUGGAUGUUACUUGCCUCAACAACGCCAACCUGGAAAAAGCUGUGUGGGAGGCACUGUCACAGGCUGGUGUGUCCGUGCAUUGUGACAGCAUCCUGGCACAAUGGGGUGAAGGCAAUGACCCAGACCUGAUCACCUAUGCUGCCUUCACUACUGGCACAAACCCGUUUAAAUUGCAGUGCUCAGCAUUUUUUAGCUUUGCCUACAGGGAGGUGGAUUAUGAAACCUUUAAGGCAAUCAAUGAUGCUGGUCUUGUUUUCGAUGGAAGACUCGUGAUUGAUGCCAAAUUCCACACCAAUGAUGUCAGCAUCAGGGCUGCAGGUCCUCUAACAAAGUUCUCCAGGAGAUAUUAUAGAGAUGAAUGUACACACAGCAACUUCAGCUCCAAAGAGAUUGGCUUUGAGCUUGCUGCAUCCAUGCUGAAUCUCUUUGAUCCAACCUCUCUGCCCAGCGCUGAGCCACCAGAAGGUCCAGACAGACUCAUCCCCAUGUACAAAGGGUGUAAAGUUAAAGGAGGUGUUCUCCCUGGAGGUUAUAAUUACUUGCACAUUUCCAAACCAGCAAUCCCCAUUUGCUUGGAUGUAGAACUUGCCCUGUGUGACCAUGGCAUGGAGAUUAUAACUGGAGAGGCAAGAAAUGGGAAUUACUUCAGGAUGCAUUUCAACAAAUACAGUAUGGUGGACAGUAUCACCUGCUUCUCCAAGGAACCCCUUCCUGUCUCCAACUAUGUCUGCUUGUACCAACAGCAUGAGCGUCUGCUUAAUGACCUGUAUUAUCGCUGGAGGAAUGGGCAAGUGACAGACCUUUACAGCUACUUCAGGGAACCUUGGGCCAUGGCCAUCUAUCAUGAUCGGUUUAUUGAUCUCCAGAAGGAACUGCGCCAAAUCCUGAUGUCGGAACAG
Messenger RNA from Acanthisitta chloris (rifleman), 1581 nucleotides. It is a transcript of the gene CFAP61, whose product is annotated as cilia and flagella associated protein 61. Lineage: Eukaryota; Metazoa; Chordata; Aves; Passeriformes; Acanthisittidae. The transcript has 9 exons. The annotation marks the transcript as partial. The record is from RefSeq and is a predicted model, not a curated record.